Molecule: messenger RNA, 3413 nt
Organism: Neocloeon triangulifer
Lineage: Eukaryota; Metazoa; Arthropoda; Insecta; Ephemeroptera; Baetidae
Product: insulinoma-associated protein 1b-like
Exons: 2
Coding region: 41-1138 (365 amino acids)
Biological process (GO): regulation of cell cycle process; neuron differentiation; negative regulation of transcription by RNA polymerase II
Cellular component (GO): nucleus; transcription repressor complex
Molecular function (GO): RNA polymerase II cis-regulatory region sequence-specific DNA binding; DNA-binding transcription repressor activity, RNA polymerase II-specific
Source: RefSeq, a predicted model, not a curated record
CUCGCAGAGCUCGAGGUGGCUGCGUCCGAGCGCAAGCAGCAUGCCGAGAGGCUUCCUAGUCAAGCGGCAGCCGGAGCAGCCGGACCCCGGCUACCACAGCGACCACUCGGACGAUGCGCCCACCGACCUGAGCAAGAAGUCCAUCAGCCACCAGGUAUUGCAUCCUACGGCGGUCAUCCACCCAUACCCGCCGCCGGGUCUGUUCGCGCCCCAUCUCCACCCCAUGGUGGUCGAACGCCUGCAACACCACUUCUACCCUCCGAGCGAGCUCUACCCUGAGUAUUACCAUCUGUACCAACCCCUGAGGCCAGCCCAACCGGUUUGCCAGCCGGCCGGUUUGCUGCUUGACCUGACCAUCAAGGCCAGCACCCCGAUCACUCCUCCGGCCACUCCAUCGCCCGUCAGCGCCGCCCAAACCACUUCCAACCCCAACUCUGGAGCCAAACGGAAGCUGGACACCCCCGGCAAGGCAACCGUGGCCACCAGUCCGAGCAAGAAGCACAAGGCGGCCACCAGGCGGCUGCACUUCGACGAGGACAAGAGCUCGCCAGUGUCCGGCACCAUCAUCAAGGAGCUGAACGCCGACGACCCGCCACUGGUCGUUCGCAAGGGUGACAUUGACCCGGCCUUCAACGUCGUCGAGGUCACGGAAGAGGCCAAGGCCGAUCUAGCCAAGAUCGAGAACCGCAUCGGUGACUAUAUCUGCAAGCUGUGCUGCGAGAUGUACGAUGACGCCUUCAUGUUGGCGCAGCACCGGUGCUCGCGGAUCGUUCAUGUCGAGUACCGGUGUCCCGAGUGCGACAAGGUCUUCAACUGUCCCGCCAACCUGGCGUCGCACCGUCGAUGGCACAAACCGCGUCAACCGCCAGCCGCAGGAGAGCCGGUCGAUUUGGCCAGCAAGAAGGUGGCGUCCGCAGGGUCGGACAGUUCGUCCGAAACGGAAGACUCGGCGGAGCAGCAGUUCCCCUGUGAUGUGUGCCACAAGCGCUUCCGGCGGCAGGCGUACCUGCGGAAGCACCAGGCCACCCACGGUCCUGCCGCCGUCGCCCCCGGACAGACGACCCUUUGCGCUCCGGUGCCGCAUUUGUCCGCCUUCCAGCCGCUGAUGAAGCAGGAGACGAUGGUGCUGGCUGACUGACACAGGCACAACUACUGGACGGCGUUUUGGCACCACCAGCAGCAGCAUUUAUUCUGAGGUGAAGUCUUGGUUUUUUUAAAUGAACAUGCGCAAACUUUGCCUAGUCCCAAUGUCUAGUCUUGAUUUAAUUUUUAAUUAAGGGCCUAUGAUGCUAGUCACUGAAUUGUUUCGCAACCGAUGCUAGUCCCCGUAGUUUUAAGUAAGACACGAGUCUCUUUUACCUGAUGCUAGUCAAAUGCUUUAGUCGUAUUUUUAGAUAAUUAUGUUUAAUAUUCGUUUGUAAAUGUUUUCUAGUCGAUGUUUAAAAAAUUAAUUUUCUAGUCUUUUGUUGAAGUCAUUUGAAAAAGCUUUCUUCAGAUCUCUAAAUUCUCAAAUAUUUAUUCGAAUUUAUUAAAUCUAGUCUACUUUUAAUUAGGACCUUUGAUCUCAUGAAAAGUCUUUAGUUACAGAGUAAAGUUUUAGUCUUUUUCUAAUCCGAAAAAAAUAUUUAAAAUCUAGUCCCAUUUAAAAGUCAUUUAACAUAAUUUUAAUUUCACCCUAGUUCAAAUUACACAACUCUGAUCUCAUUUGCUUUUCUCAUCAUAUUGGAAAUUAUCAAUUAUCAUAUCCCGAUCUCAAAAUGCAGUCAUUGAAAUUCCUCUAGUCCUAUACUACGUCGUAAUGUUAGCUUCAUAUCAGCAUACGAUCUCAAAAUUUUGAAAAUUAUGGAAUAAAUAGUCACUCCUUGUCAUUAUUUUCUAGUCGAAUUUUAUUUCCUUUUUUAUAAUAGUCAUUCUCUUGUCAUUUUAUCGAAGAAAAAUCUAGUCCCUUGAAUAAGAUAAUUUUUAUAGUGCUCAAAAUUUUCUGCUAGUCGUCAUGUUCUUAAAAUUCGUUUGAAUAUUUCCAGCUGAUGUGCCAAAAUUUCUUGUCAUUUACAUUUGAAAAUCUUGAAAUCUAGUCCUAAAUUUAAAAUUUUAUCUCGCGGAAAGCGCCUGCAAAAAACCGCUCCACCACCUGCGGCAUAGCAGUGCGCAACUGGUUGCAUACAUUUCCCGCACUCGCGGGCGCUUUCGCUGUUGUUAUUUUAUAGUAGAGGAUUAUUUAGUCAAAAACGAUCCGUGCCAGAAAGAGGCGACCAAAGAGUUACAAAGAAGCCUAUAUAUAUAAUAGUACUUUAUUUAUAUUAAAUCGUGUCUAGUCAGCUUUGAUUUAAUGAAUUAAGUCUAGUCUUACAAUUAAGUGCGGUACGUUAGCUUUAAAACUUUGAGUUCUUUUCUAUUUGAGUUCAGUGGUUUUACGAGUUUCCGCUGAAAAAGCGAAAACGGAAAACCGUGGAUCUAAGCUGCCAUGACAUUAAUUUUAAUUAUCAUGUGGUGGUAAUGUUAGUUACCAUGAAUACUACACACUCUUCGUAAAUACAGAACUUUGUAUUGCUGUCAAGUGUAAAUUAAUGCAUUUAACGUGUAAUUACUCCUGCAAUUGCUACUUAAUUCGUUGCGAGUCAUGUCCAAUUGUGGGAUGUGCCAGUCGUCUUUCAAAAUAGUUGUAGGAAAUUUAUUUGAUAAGAUAUAUAAUUUUGAGUGGACAUUUUGACCUUUAUUUCCGCCAGUUUUCAAGCGAUGAGUUCUCUAGUCAAGAAACUUCAGUCAGUAGAGUUCAGCCAAAGUAUCGGAAUCAUUUUCGUUACUUACAAAUCAAGUGCUGAUCAUUGAUCUCAGUCUGAUGUCCCUAAAUGUUUAAGCUUCUAGAUGUAAACUUUUGCUGUUUAAUUGAUUGUAAAGGCCCGGACAAGAAUUACCGUUAAAGUAAUUUAAUGCAAAAUCGUCAAACUUAUUGUAAAUAAUCAACACUCCUGCAAAAGGAGCUCUUGUUGUUUGUAAUUAUUGUGUAAAUUUGAAAGGCUGUAUAAAAAAACCAAGGCAAAAAAAUACCAAGACUUCUCCUCUGAUUGAUAAUGAGUUAUUGUUCAAAAUAAUUAUGCUAAUUGUAUCAUGUUUGUGUAAAUAAUAUUUAUCUCACCAUUAAUGUGCUGUAGGAACUCUACAACCUCGAGUACGUUAAUUAUUUUGGAAUACUUUCACGAUUAUUGCAAUUGAAUUGCUUUUGGAUAACAUUUAAUUAUAUCUCUCAGUUUUUCACUUGUAAUUAUACUGUGUAUGAUUUUUUGAUGAAUUUUAUAUUUCAUAAGGUUGUGUUGAAUAUUGUUUUACUGCAUUUUUUUAUAACAUCGUGUUGAUGCGUUUUCACUUUGUUUCUGUCCAAGAUAAAUUUAAUUUUAACUUUGAAUUAUUUGUGU